Molecule: messenger RNA, 1445 nt
Organism: Euleptes europaea (tarantolino)
Lineage: Eukaryota; Metazoa; Chordata; Lepidosauria; Squamata; Sphaerodactylidae
Gene: TRIM72
Product: tripartite motif containing 72
Exons: 6
Coding region: 1-1440 (479 amino acids)
Molecular function (GO): zinc ion binding; protein binding
Source: RefSeq, a predicted model, not a curated record
AUGUCGAGCUCCCAGCAGCAUCUCAUCCAAGGCAUGCACCAGGACCUCAGCUGCCCCAUCUGCCUCAAGCUGUUCCAGUCUCCCGUGACAACGGAAUGCGGGCACACCUUCUGCCAGGAGUGCCUGUCUCGGGUGCCCAAGGAAGAGGACGGCAAGGCCACCUCCUGCCCCACCUGCCAGGCUCUCGCCAAGGUGGAGCAGCUGCACAUCAACAAGCAGAUGGAGCACCUGGUGCAGUGCUUCCAGCAAGUCCCCCGUGACCACUGCGAGGAGCACCUGGACCCCCUGAGCGUCUACUGUGAGCAGGACCGGCAGGUCAUCUGCGGGGUGUGCGCUUCUCUGGGCAAGCACAAGGGGCACAACAUCAUCACCGCCGCUGAGGCCCACCAAAGGAUGAAAAGGCAACUUCCCCAGCAGCAAGUCCAACUGCAAGAGGCCCAAGUCCGGAAGGAGAAGACCAUUGCCCUGCUGAACCGGCAAAUCGCGGAAGUGGAGGAUACUGUGUCUCAGUUCAAGCGACAGGUGUCGGAACACCUGGGGGUGAUGCGUGCCUUCUUGGGAACCCUGGAGGCCUCCCUGGGCCAGGAGGCCGAGCGUGUGCAGCAGCAAGCCACAAAGGCCUUGCUAAAUGAGCGCAAGACCAUGACGCACUACCUGGACCAGCUCAAGCAGAUGGAGACCGUGCUGGGAGAAGUGCAAGAGGAACCCCAGACUGAGUUUCUCAGGAAAUACUGCCUGGUGGCCAGCAGACUGCAGAAGAUCCUGGGAGAAUCCCCGCCCAUCGCCCGCAUGGACAUCCAGCUCCCCAUCAUUUCAGAUGAGUUCAAGUUCCAGGUGUGGAGGAAGAUGUUCCGUUCACUGAUGCCAGCCUUGGAGAACCUGACCUUUGACCCCAACACUGCUCAGCAAAACCUGGUGGUGUCGGAGAACUGCAAGUGGGUGGAGUGCUCUGAGCACAAGCAGGCCGUGAGCGCCGACGACCCGCAGCGCUUCGAUAAGUCCAACUGUGUGCUGUCGCGCCAGAGCUUCUCAAAGGGGGAGCAUUACUGGGAGGUGGUUGUGAGCGAUAAGCCGCGCUGGGCCCUGGGCAUCAUCUCGGCUGAAGCUGGGCGCAAGGGCCGCCUGCACGCCACCCCGUCCAACGGCUUCUGGCUGAUAGGGUGCAAGGAGGGCAAGAGCUACGAGGCCCACGUGGAACACAAGGAGCCACGGCCACUGAAGCUGGAGAGGAAGCCCAACCGCAUCGGCAUCUACCUCAGCUUUGACGACGGCGUCCUCGCCUUCUAUGACGCCAGCGAUGAGGACAACCUUGUGCAGAUCUUUGCCUUCCGCGAGCGCUUCACGGGCACUGUCUACCCCUUCUUUGACGUCUGCUGGCACGAUAAGGGCAAAAACAGCCAACCGCUGGUCAUUUAUACUCCAGAGUCAGAAGCGCAGUAACUAAC